AUGGACAAGUGGAAUUCACUUGAACCGUCAUUAGAAAAGCAGUUAAAGGGUCAUCGGGGAGGAAUAACCGCCCUGUUUUUUAAUCCAAACGAGCAACAAAUUGCUAGCAGUUCCUUGGAUCAUAGUGUUUUGCUAUGGGAUCUGCGUGGAACUAUGAGAAGUUACAGAUUUCAAGGUCAUGACGAAGCAGUUAUGGAUGUAACAUUUUCGCCAACAGGAAAAUAUAUGGCAUCAGCAUCUCGUGACAAAACUGUUAGACUAUGGGUGCCCACUGUUACAGGCAGCACAGGUGUAUUUAAAGCUCACUCUCAAACUGUCCGGUCAGUGCAGUUUAGUCCUGAUGGUGGGAGGAUAUUAACAGCAUCAGAUGAUAAAAUAGUUAAAAUGUGGUCAAGUGAAAAGCACAAAUUUUUAGCAUCCUUUGUAGGACAUACAAACUGGGUGAGAUGUGCUAGAAUGUCUCAUGAUGGCUCAGUAAUAGCUUCCUGUUCUGAUGACAAAACUACACGCUUGUGGAACCCUGACACAGGGGAAUGUAUUUAUACAUACAAAGAUCAAAAGAGCUUUGGAAUGUAUUUAUCAUGGCAUCCUUCUGGUUGUUAUAUAGCUAUAGGAACAUCAAAUGGAAAUGUUAAAGUUUAUGAUAUAAGAACUCAUAACCUUGUGCAAUAUUACAGCAUUCAUAGUGAUGCUGUAACUCAGUUGGUUUUUCACCCUAGUGGAAGUUAUAUAUUAACAUCAAGCAAGGAUGGCAAAAUGAAGAUAUUAGAUUUGCUAGAAGGACAUCCAAUAUUUACUCUAAGUGGUCAUGGUGGAUCUGUUAAUUCUGUUAACUUUUCCAAUAGUGGAGAUAGUUUUGCAUCAGCUGGUGAAGACAAAUUGGUAUUUAUAUGGAAAACAAAUUUUACUGAGUUUGCUAAUGAAACAAAGGAAAAUGAUGAACAAAAUCAGUUGCCAACACCUAAAUUGCCAUCACAGAAUGCCCCUAAUAAAAUGUCGGCUAGUACUGUGCGAAAAAAUCAGGGUGCAAGGUUAUGGUAUCAAUGCUAUCACAGCUCCAAGUACCCUGUUGUCACAUUUGUACAUCUUGAUGAUGCUUCAAGUAUAACUGCAGAGUCUGUGACAAUACACAAGGGGCAAGAAGAACCAAUAGGAAACAGUACUUUUAAUGAAGAAAGCCAUCUUGACCGACAUAAUAUUUCUAUUCCCUUAAACAUUACCUUUCAAAAAAAUUUAUCUAAAAGUGCAACAUGCAAUGGGACCCGAAUAUCAGAAUGUGGCUCUUCUGAGUCAUUUAGUGUUGGUCAUUUGAGUCAUAUUCCUCGUGCACCUCCCAACCCUGCAACAUACUCAUUGCCAUCAAUAAUUAACACAUUUACUGGAGUUGAACAAGAUGGUGAAGAUUUGUUUGGUAUGAUUAAACUCAAAGAGACUGAUGUAUGUUAUACAAGUGGAACAAUUGAGUGGGUUGGGCGAAAAAGAACAUUUCCAAUAAAUAGUGGAUUUAAAGUAAUUCCUGAAAGACGCAACUCAAAAAAUGAACCAUCUGUAAAAAAGAUGAAGAAAUUUAAUAAUACAUUAUCAAGCAGAGUGGGCAAAAUAAAAGAAUGCGACUGUGCUGAUGUUUUACCUACGGUCAAUACUAUAGUUGAUCAUUUAAAUGCCCUUCAUGAAGCAGUAGACUUAGUUGACUUGAGACUAAACACAUUAGAAGAUGUUGCAACUGUUAAAAAAUAA
Molecule: messenger RNA, 1737 nt
Organism: Parnassius mnemosyne (clouded apollo)
Lineage: Eukaryota; Metazoa; Arthropoda; Insecta; Lepidoptera; Papilionidae
Source: the annotation of a GenBank genome assembly